Molecule: messenger RNA, 2119 nt
Organism: Pelagomonas calceolata
Lineage: Eukaryota; Pelagophyceae; Pelagomonadales; Pelagomonadaceae
Source: the annotation of a GenBank genome assembly
UGAUGUAUGAUCAACCUCUGCAAGGCUGUGCUAUAGAGGCCGUCUCUACGCGACGUGAGCGGACAACGGCUUUACGGGAACCUCACGGAGCGUCGCGUGCGGCUAGUGUAGCGCUCGCACCACUGCUUGAGGCGUGCGGCUGCAGCAGCUCACACCCUACCUCUUGCGGCAUUGCUCUUUGCGCGUUGCUCUCUUGCGCACUGCUCCCGCAGCAGUCACCGCAGCGCCAACGCCAGGCACCUCGACACCAAGGACAGCCAUGGCCCCGCUCCGCCUCCUCGCGCUGGCGGCGACGGCCGCGGCCUUCGUCCUCCCGGCGCCGAAGCCGUCCACCAUACUACGAUCGCAAGUCGAGGACAAGGUCGACGCGAAGGGCGACGGCACGAUGCUCUACAACGUCAAGGGCCCGACGAACACGGCCAAGUCCGACGACGAAGAGGGUCUACCGUGGUGGUGGGACGGCUUCUGGGCGCUGCCGUUCACGGAGUCCGGCAAGCCGGGCACGGAGCUCAAGCUCGGGGACACGAUGAGGAUUUUUAAGAGCAACAUCGAGCAGAUUUAUGGCGACGCGCCGUCGGCGGAUGGUGCUCCUUUAGCCGAGGGUGACAUUAGUGGGUUGGCCGACGGUACGCUAUACUUGGGAUUGCAUGAAUAUGCCCGAAGGUUCGGCCCGGCCUACAAGUUAUGUUUUGGGCCCAAGUCCUUUAUAGUGUUGUCGGACGCGUCACUCGCACGUUAUGUCUUAGCCACGAACAACAAAGGCUACAACAAGGGCGUCCUGGCGGAGAUCCUCGAAGAUAUCAUGGGCAAGGGCCUGAUUCCCGCGGACCCCGUCACCUGGACCAGUCGUAGAAGAGCCAUCGUGCCGGCGUUCCACAAGCGCUGGCUGCAGCGGAUGAUCAGCAUGUUCGCGCUUAAAGUCGACGUGCUCAACGACGAUCUCAAAACUACCAGUGGACCCGUCGAUCUGGAAGAGAGGUUCGGUUCUUUGGCGUUGGAUAUCAUCGGGUCUGCGGUCUUCAACUACGAGUUCGAUUCGACGCUGAAGCCGUCGAAGGUCGUCCAAGCGGCCAUCGACACGUUAAGGGAGGCGGAGCACCGGUCCAUGACGCCCGCGCCCUACUGGAAGAUCCCCGGCGCCAUGCAAUUGGUACCUAGACAGCGGGCCUUCACGGCCAAUAUGAAUCUACUCAAUGACCAGCUGAACAACGCCAUCGCGGGCGCGUUUGAAGAUCGAGUCGAGAUGGACACGGAGGACCUGCAGGAGAACAUGGAUUAUGAGACCAUGGAGAAUCCUUCGUUACUGAGAUUUUUGGUCGAUCAGCGCGGGGAGGAAGCGACAGGAACGCAACUACGCGACGAUUUGAUGACGAUGUUGAUUGCUGGUCAUGAAACAACCGCUUCUGCCUUAACUUGGUGCGUGUUUGAGUUGGCGCAGAAUCCUGGGUUACUUGCUGAAUUAAGAGAGGAACUUGAUAAGGUGCUGCCGGACGGCAAGGCUCCUGCUACUAGGGAACAAAUAGAAGCCUUGCAGUUGACACGACUCACUGUAGCGGAAUCUUUAAGGAUGUACCCCCAGCCUCCUUUGUUAAUAAGGAGAGCGGUGGACGACGACAGCCUGCCGGCGGCUCGCAUGCCGGACUCCGAGGACUUGUCCGAUGAUCUGAGGAAUAACGAUGUAGAAGUGAAGAUGCAGCGCGCGUCGGACGUCUUUAUCGCGGUCUAUUCUAUACAUAGAAGCCCUCGGUACUGGCCCGAACCCGAUAAAUUUGAUCCGCACCGGUGGCUCAAGCCCUAUAAAAAUCCGGACGAGCCGAACUGGGCGGGCUACGACCCGGACAAGUGGAUGGGGUCCAUCGGCACGUUGUAUCCCACGGAGACGGCGACCGACUUCGCGUUCAUGCCGUUCGGCGGCGGCGCGCGCAAGUGCGUCGGCGACCAGUUCGCCAUGAUGGAGGCCACCGUGGCGCUGGCCGGCUUCCUGCGGAACUACGACUUCGAGUUCGCGGGCAAGACGGACACGCCCGAUAAGGUCGGGACGAACACGGGCGCGACGAUCCACACGCGGAACGGGCUCUGGAUGACGGUGACGGAGCGGAGUAAAUAGUCGAUUUCCAAA